AUGGCCUUGAUGGAAGAGCAAAUUCGGGGUCUUGCUUGGGUUCAAAAGACCUUUAGUCUGGAGCCUCGGUGGACUGUGGAGCCCAAUCCUGAAGCCAUCAAGCGGACAGUCCAGUUGCUGAAGCCGUCAAGUACGGUGAAUUUUCUGGCCCAGGGCGCCUUUAACAAAGUCUAUGAUGUGGUAAUAGACAACGAGGUCUUCAUUAUGCGAAUUUCGUUGCCCGUUGAUCCUUACUGCAAAACUAUGAAAAACCCUGUGGGAUUUGAAUGGAUUUUCAUGACCAAAAUCCCUGGGAAGCCCUUGAAAGAGAUAUGGCGUUCUCCAUCAUUUGAUAGAAAGGAAUACCUGGUUGGAGAGCUUGCGUCAUACGCCCACUGCCUUUUCCAGAACAAAUUCUGGGGAAUUGGGAAUAUCUAUGGGGUAAAAUCUACCCUUGAUUCCAAAUUAGCUGAAAAGAUUUGGCCUGUGGGAAAUCCAGUAUACCCCAAAAGUUUAUCACUAUCUGAGAAGGAGAAAAUUCCCGACGAUUUGCUAGAUGUGGGCCGGAUUGUUUCUAUGGACUUUUUUGGGGGGUCGCGUAUCCUCCAGGACGUUGAUCGGGGUCGGUUUGGUUCAAGUAGAGACUGGAUCAUAUCGCGUCUUUCUCCAAGUGAGAAAGACAAUCAGUUGAUAUUGGAUAAUUUACCAUCCGGAGAUCUCGACAGUGACGAUGAAGCCGAUGCAGAUGAUGCUACGAGAACCCUGGAUAUUAUUGAAAAACUGAAAGGACUGCUUCCGUCUGUCUUUCCACCGGGUAGAGAUGACCCAGAGGUCUCAAUUCUAUUUCACGAUGAUCUCUCUAGCCGGAAUAUCCUUGUCCAAGACAGCGGAGAGUUGACCGCCGUUUUAGACUGGGAAUGUGUCUCGGUGCUUCCUUUGCGGAGUGCCUGCUAUUAUCCUGCAUUAUUGAAAGGUCGACCAAAAGGUCGACCACAACGUCUAGAGCCUGAUAUAGGGCGAUACAAACUUGAGACUGAGACAGAACCCUCCGAUCUUUACUGGGAACAUCUUUUGGAGUAUGAGCUCACUCUCCUCCGCGAGGUGUUUAUUGAUAGGAUGAGAAUACUGGCGCCGGAAUGGGAGGAUAUUUUUCAUAAAAGCCAGCGUCAAAGAGAUUUUGAUACUGCAGUGCACAAUUGCGACAAUGAGUUUAUUGCCCGGUAUAUACUUGCAUGGAUUGACGAUAUCACUGCCGAGGUAGAGAACCCUCGGAGCCUACGUGACAGAAUUGAUGAGUAUUAA
Molecule: messenger RNA, 1281 nt
Organism: Penicillium malachiteum
Lineage: Eukaryota; Fungi; Ascomycota; Eurotiomycetes; Eurotiales; Aspergillaceae
Exons: 2
Coding region: 1-1281 (426 amino acids)
Biological process (GO): protein phosphorylation
Molecular function (GO): protein kinase activity
Source: RefSeq, a predicted model, not a curated record